AAAGCAACAGUGCUUGAGCACAACAACACAGAGACCCAAAGGGACAGGGAUGUUUCGAUGAAGAAAAUUUAUCGAAAUCAAAGAAAACAUUGACAACAACCAACCCCGAUUGCUGUGAUUUUUGCAGAUUUCAUACGUGUAGAUGGUGCCGAGCCCAUGAACUUGGCUAGUCAGAGCGGAGAGGCCGGCUGCAGCCAGCUCCUCUUCGCCAACUUCAACCAGGACAACACGUCCUUAGCUGUCGGCACCAAAUCGGGCUACAAGUUCUUCUCUUUGUCUUCUGUUGAUAAAUUAGAACAGAUUUAUGAAUGUACUGACACUGAAGAUGUGUGCAUUGUGGAAAGACUGUUCUCAAGCAGUCUCGUUGCUAUUGUUAGCCUUAAAGCGCCCAGGAAGCUGAAAGUGUGUCACUUUAAAAAAGGAACGGAGAUCUGUAACUACAGCUACUCCAACACUAUUCUGGCAGUGAAACUCAACAGACAGAGGUUGAUAGUAUGUCUGGAAGAAUCACUUUACAUCCACAAUAUCAGAGAUAUGAAAGUACUGCACACCAUUCGGGAGACUCCUCCGAACCCGUCAGGGUUGUGUGCACUGUCAAUUAGCAACGACAAUUGCUAUUUGGCAUAUCCAGGAAGUGCAACAAUAGGAGAGGUACAAGUGUUUGACACAAUCAAUCUGCGUGCUGCUAACAUGAUCCCUGCCCACGACAGCCCACUGGCGUCUUUGGCUUUCGACGCAAGUGGCACUAAACUGGCCACGGCCUCGGAGAAGGGGACCGUGAUCAGGGUAUUCUCCAUUCCAGAGGGGCAGAAGCUGUUUGAGUUCAGGAGAGGAGUGAAGAGAUGUGUCAGCAUUUGCUCCCUUGCCUUCAGCAUGGAGGGGCUCUUCCUGUCUGCCUCCAGUAACACUGAAACGGUUCAUAUCUUUAAGCUGGAGACCCAGAAGGAAAAGCCACAGGAAGAGCCCACAACUUGGACCGGCUAUUUUGGCAAAGUGCUGAUGGCCUCCACCACCUACCUGCCGGCCCAAGUGACAGAAAUGUUCAACCAGGGCAGGGCCUUUGCCACUGUCAGACUGCCAUUUUCAGGACACAAGAACAUCUGCGCGCUAGCCACAAUUCAGAAGAUCCCUCGUCUGCUGGUGGCAGCAGCGGAUGGCUACCUGUACAUGUAUAACCUGGACCCACAAGAGGGUGGCGAGUGCACACUAAUGAAACAGCACAAAUUGGAUGGCAGUGUGGAGUCUGUCAAUGAGAUCCUUGAGCCGACAACCCACGACCGUCCGCUUGUGGCACAGACUUACACUGCCACUGUGUCCAAAGGCUACUCUGAGGACCAGGGGGCAGUGGGGGGGGCUGGCGUGGAGGACGACAUGAGCUCUCUGCGUCUGGACGAGGAGAACGAGCAGCCUCCCAUGAUCCUGGAGACGGACUGAGCACGCUCGGUGGGGCACACGGCGGAAAGGGGGGGGGCGGAAAGCUUGUCCGGAGCUGCUACGAACUUGUAUCUAAGCGGAAGAGAGGUUUAAAGGAGACGUUUCAAAGCGGACCUCGACUGUAGACUAAUUCACUCUCUAUCUCUCUCUCUUUCUCUCUCUCUCUGUAUCUGUGUCUCUGUCUCUCUCACACUCUCCUCCCCUCCUCCCCUCGGCUCAGAGAGAGAGGUUUGGAGAAGGGGGAAGAGAGGAGGAUAGUAUUUUUUAAUUUUUUGAAAAUCUCUGCUCGGCUCUUUUUCCCUCUCCCCGGUUCUUAAAAAAAAAGAUACAGAUCACAACGCUGCUCGCUGCGUAGCUUGCAUGUACAUGUGCCAAGUGUAGGAAUCGCUCGUAAUAAUUUGCAUUCGUGUAGAUGGUUUCUGGCGAGCGCUUCUCGCAUUAAGUGUUGUCUGGAACGUAGUGUUUUGUACAUUCGACGAGGCCGCAACUCCCAAAGUACUCUCGUGGCAGAAAAGCGUCGUGUCCGAUGGCCACCGGGGUACGGUUUCAUGACUUGUCUGAGGAAAGCAUGACCGUUGGGGAGGGCAGGGAGCAGGGACUGAUUUUUUUCGGGCUCCCUUCACUAACCCCAGGUGAAACAGCCUGCCGUCGCCUAGCUCUGCCUCCACUUCCCCCUCCUAUAGAGACGGGCUCGACUCGGUUCCCAUCUCAUCAGUCACAUUUUACACGGAGGAAUGUAUCAAAUGAUCUUAUUACCCAGUCUACAGUCUACAUAUAUUUUUUUAUUUUCUCUUCUUUCGAGGCAUGCUAAUGUGACAGGUUUGUUGUCCAAGUCAAAUGAGUAACCCAGUGUUUUCAGUAUGCCUGGAAUUAUGACCAGCUUUUGUUUUUAAAUGAAAUGAUCUUAAAACUUUUGAAGACUGAACAAUAGCUACUAAACACUUGUGCAACGACCUGCUUUUUGAUAAAGCUUUUUUCUUUUCUUUUUUUUCUUUUUUUUGGCCUUGUUUUUGUUGUAUGUUGUUGAUUGAAGGCGAGCCGAUUCCUCGGGUAUGUUUUUGAAAUGAAGACUGAGCCAAUUGGAGGAUGUUUCCACCUUGGUUUUUUUCCAUAAAUAAAUUAACUGUGUUCCAGUCCUUCUCUUUGAAGCAUUUUGCCUUCAUGAAAAAUCUGAAAACAAACGCUAACCGUGUGCUUGAUUUCAAUCACAAUCUUGCAUUCCUCCCGUGUAUUGAGUGACGUAUCCCUUUCAAUGUUUUGUUUUUUAAUGUGUUAUUCCUCUAUGGUAGCCUUCACAAUUUAAACACAAUCCUUUUCACAAAAGACUUGAGUUGACUCAUCAGAAGUCGCCUUCACAGUUCAUGCAGGGAAUCCGUUUAAGACGGCCCAGUUUAAUGGCACAUUUUUUUUUUAGCUUUAAUGCUAUUCCUGGUUUGACACACAUAGUGCAUCCACACACUCAUCCUCUGGGUGGUUGUAGAGUGGUUGACUCAGAAUGACUAUAUAUGGGGAAAUUCCAGCCGGUACAGCUGAUGUGGAGUAAAGAGCUGGCUGGGAAUGGAACAUGUUUCCAUGUCUGCAGAGAGGGCUACAGAGACCCCGCCUUCCUGUUUCAGGAGAGUACAGAGUGAUCCCGAACGGAACGUCUCGCCACUGCAGUCUGCCGGUUUUCCUUCUGAAUAGUCCAGGAAAUUGGAGCCAACAGUUUAACUUGGCCUAUCUGACAUACCUGGACCGUUAUCUGCUUUACCAGCUGUCCUUUAUGUGAGAGGCUGUGGGGCUAUAAGGUAAUAAGGUAAUAAACUAAAAGUUCAAAAUUAAUUUUAUUUGAAUUAGUGUACAAAGCGGGACUGGAGGCCUCGGUGGGAAGUAAAAUGAAUGUUUGGAUACUUCUUCUGGCAAGUGGAGACUCCAAAUUAAAGGACCUGUAGGAAGUGCUCUGUAAGAAUUGUUUUGUGAGAAUUCCUAAUGAUCCCAGUAUUUGAAAGACCUGAAAUAGAGUUAUGUUGGCCUCAUCUCCUCGCCUUAACCUGCAGCUCCUCUCCUUUGGAACUCAGACAUUAAUGGAGUGGAGUGGAGUAUCUUGGCUUGAAAUACAUAUACGGUUUGGCCCAGGUUCAAUCUCUGCAAUGGCCUUAGUGCCGAUAUUUCAGUGACAUAAUUGAGCCAAUGUUGGUCCCUCCAAUGACAUCCAUUUGCACUGAUUUUCUGAGACAGCUGGACUGAUGGAGCUUGGAAGAAAAUGUAAAGGGGGAGAGAAACGCUCGCCAUUAUACUGGUCAAGUUUAAGGACCGUGCAUUGCAGUUAGAUUUCUUAGAGCCUUUCCUAAAACAUGAACUAGUGGUGGGAAGUGUGCCAUUACGCUUUUGUGGACUUAGUGAUGCAUGUAUUUCUCAUGAGUCUGUACCGAAGUGAUGUAGAAGUACAAAUUUCAGUUUGUAUUCUGCAGGGGCGAAGCUUUCUUUCAGAGCAAGCUGUGGGCUAUCUAAUGCUAACCCACAGUGACUGAAUUUUCUAAUCAUUUUGUAUGAAAUGUGAAUUGUUCCUUAUGAAAACUGAUCUAUAUACACCAAUAAGGAAAUUUCUGUGGAAAAUAAAAUAUGAUUCUGUGUGCGUGAAA
Molecule: messenger RNA, 4055 nt
Organism: Conger conger (European conger)
Lineage: Eukaryota; Metazoa; Chordata; Actinopteri; Anguilliformes; Congridae
Gene: wipi2
Product: WD repeat domain, phosphoinositide interacting 2
Exons: 12
Coding region: 157-1434 (425 amino acids)
Biological process (GO): autophagy of mitochondrion; protein localization to phagophore assembly site; nucleophagy
Cellular component (GO): phagophore assembly site membrane; extrinsic component of membrane; cytosol
Molecular function (GO): phosphatidylinositol-3-phosphate binding; phosphatidylinositol-3,5-bisphosphate binding; protein binding
Source: RefSeq, a predicted model, not a curated record